Molecule: messenger RNA, 1904 nt
Organism: Diabrotica virgifera virgifera (western corn rootworm)
Lineage: Eukaryota; Metazoa; Arthropoda; Insecta; Coleoptera; Chrysomelidae
Gene: Diap1
Product: putative inhibitor of apoptosis
Exons: 3
Coding region: 382-1476 (364 amino acids)
Biological process (GO): negative regulation of apoptotic process; positive regulation of protein ubiquitination; regulation of cell cycle
Cellular component (GO): cytoplasm; nucleus
Molecular function (GO): ubiquitin protein ligase activity; cysteine-type endopeptidase inhibitor activity involved in apoptotic process
Source: RefSeq, a predicted model, not a curated record
UUCAUUCGUUUUCAGUCGUACUAGUGUGUGAACGUUGUUGUAUUUCCAUUGCAUCGGUCGGCAUAGUUUAGUUGUUUCUCACGGUACUCUAUCGAGGGAAAAUACAUCGUGUGAACCGAAAACUGUUGGGCAGGAAGUGGCCUAUUAACGAAACAGAUCUGUUUCUGUGUGAAAAUUUCGGAAAUUUUUUUAAACUGGAAGAAUUCAUGACACAUAUUGUAAAAUGGUUGUGGACCAAAUUCAUGUGUAAAUAUCAAUGCUUGACGCAGUAACCAAGGGAAGCGAAUACGUCCAACAUUCACACUGUCAAAAUUCCGAUUUUAAAGGGAGAAGACUAAAAUACCGGUUUUUGAUAUAGAGGGUUUAAUCCUAAAGAGUUUGAUGGUACUCUGCAUAAUUCCAACCUUCAAAUUUCAUGGUACUAAAAUGGCAGUAGUUCAAUCAAAUUACAUUCAAAAUAUACCUUCUUUUGGAUGUGUAGACCAACCUGACAACGGCUCCAAAACAACAAGAGAAUCAUUAGUAGAAGUGUCUUCAUCACGUCCACGCCAAGAAGACUACUCAGUAUAUGAGAACAGACUGGCAUCUUUCACUAACUGGCCCAACACCCAAGUGUCAAGAGAAUCAUUAGCUCGAGCUGGUUUUAUAUAUACAGGUCAAGAUGACAUCGUUAUCUGCCCUAUUUGUAAGAUAGAGGGAUACCGUUGGGUAUCAGGAGACAAUCCAAUGGAUGAUCAUCGUGUUUGGAAUCCCAACUGCCCCUUUCUUAAUAGAAGAGAUAACAUCGAGCACGAUCACUCUGUAGGUUCUAGAGACACUUGUGGACUUUUUGGCAUAGAAUUGUUACCAAAUUCAGUUCCUGAAGAUAAUACAAGUAAUUUACAAAAAUUAGGGAUCCAACCUGGAACAGGUCCACAAAAUCAAGACAAAAUUACGUUAGAAAGCCGGUUAGCAACAUUCCAGGGUUGGCCAAAGAGCAUUAAACAGAGGCCUUCUGAGUUAGCUGAGGCGGGAUUUUAUUACACAGGAGCUGGGGACCAAACUGUGUGCUUUUAUUGUGGUGGGGGAUUAAAAGACUGGGAUGAAGGAGAUGAUCCUUGGGAGCAACAUGCCCUUUGGUUUAGCAAAUGUGUGUUUCUCAAUUUGAAAAAGGGCAAAGAAUUCAUCGAUCAAGUAAAGAGGAAGGCUGAUCCACAAUUUUCAAUUCCUGGACCUAGCGGUACUCAAGCCAAAGAGGAACCGACUGCUACUGAAUCUUCAAGUGAUAAACAAAGUGAAACAGUGAAAACAAAAUCAGAUAGGGAAAGUUUCGCAACUGACACAACUUUGUGCAAAAUUUGCUUUAAAAACGAACUUGGUGUUGUUUUCUUGCCUUGUGGACAUAUUGUUGCUUGUGUAGAUUGUGCUGCUGCACUAAAAACAUGUGCUGUAUGCCGAAAACCUUUAGAGGCCACAGUCAGAGCGUUCCUAUCAUAAAUUUUUAUUCUGUUAAUAGUUUUUCACAUUUCAUGUUUCACACAUACUUAGAUCUAGUCAAGAUUGUUAGAGUUUUGGCAAAGAAAUUAAAUAAAAAUUCUUUUCAUAAAAAUCAUUUCUUUAAUAUUACAUUAGAGAAAAAUUAUAUUUUUAUACUGAGUACAAAUUUGAACAAGUUAUUAAUUUUAAGUUACAAAAUACGCUUUUAUAGGUUAACAAUUAUCAAAGCGCUUAAAUCUAAUAGAUACUACACAACAUUAAGGACUGCAAACCAUAUCUUUCACGAAGUAAUCCCUACUAGUGACCAAUUGCUCGCUAGGAGCAGAUGCAAAUUACACAAAUUUACUAUAAAUCUGACAUUAAAACUUAGGUGUAUGUUUGUGUGUAUGUUAUGUAUUGAUCAUAAUAAUAUAGUAAUUUAUAAUAUU